CUCACAUGCAAACACACACAUGAACACUUUUAGACACACACACACACAUGCAGUCAGUAGAUGUGUUGCCACAGGAGAGAGGGAGGGAGAGAGGCAUUCGGAAAGAGGAGCAGACAGAGGAGAUCCUCAGCAAACUAAAGUGAGAGAAAAGCCAGAGGAGUGUGUUGGUGUGUAUGUGUGCGUGUGUUCAGGAGAAAACACAGCCUCUGAGUAUAUGCUCCUGUGUAUAUUUUGGAGGAGCGGACCUGCAUGUUUGCUCCCCCAGGAGAAAGGAUUCACAAUGACUGGGAGAAUUCGGGAAAUCUAAGGGAAUCUUUUCCAGGCUUUGCUGGGAAUACUGUUUGGAAUACUCUGGAUAUGUGACCUGCUUGAGGGAAAUCCUGUGUUCCUUUUAAACCUGUGCCUCAUUUAAAAAACAAAACAAAAAAAACACUCAGCCUCAUUUACUUCUGUUGAAGGGGAACCAAGCCACAAUGCCUACCGACGAUUAUAACUACCUGCCUGAUGCCUUGCCUCCUCUUCCUGAAAUUCCGGACUCCGGCUCAGUCCUGAGCUCCGUUGACAUACCGGCCCGCUGCCUUCGCAACCCAGCCUUCCGACACACCUCCUCGCGCUACUGCUCCGCCCUCAGCAUGGACUCCUCUCCCGACAGCACCGAAAGGCCGAUCAGCUACAGCUCCACCUCGUCCUCUGCUUCCUCCAGGGACAGUCACUGCUCGCUGGGCAGCCGCUCCACCCUUGUCCCUGCCCCUCACUGUAACCCGGUGACCUCAGACCGGGACUCCGGGGCUAUUCGGCUGGAACUGGUCCCGGCCCGGCAGCUGGGAUGCCGGGAGGAAGAUGACAGAAAGGAUGUAGGGAUGGACAAAGGGAGGGGACAAGGGAGACAGGGCAGUGUGCAGACUCUGACAGAACGUUCAGAGCUUGAGCUGAGCCCAGAAGGAGGAGAGCGGACAGGUCAGGUGCAGGGACCCAAGACAUAUGUGGACCGGGUGGUGCAGGAGAUACUGGACACAGAGAGAACCUACGUCCAGGACCUGCGUAGCAUUGUAGAGGACUACUUGGAGUGUAUCAGUAACCAGUCUAGGCUGGCCUUGAGCUCUGAGGAUAAAGGCUCUCUGUUCGGCAACAUCCAGGACAUCUACCACUUUAACAGAGUGAAGAAUUCCACAUUUAUACUCAGUACUGCACCAACUAUCCACGGUCGGUGGCUGUGCUAACAGAGUGCAUGAGGAACAAGGCGUUGGCCAAGUUUUUCCGCGAGCGCCAGGAAUCUCUGAGGCACUCCUUGCCCCUGGGCUCCUACCUGCUCAAGCCAGUGCAGAGGAUCCUCAAGUACCACCUACUGCUGCACGAGAUAGCCAACCACAUGGAGAAGGACACAGAGACCUACGAGGUUGUGCAGGAAGCCAUAGACACCAUGCAGAGAGUGGCCUGGCACAUCAACGACAUGAAAAGGAAACAUGAGCAUGCCGUUAGAUUGCAGGAAAUCCAAAGCCUGCUGACCAACUGGAAGGGCCCUGACCUGAUUGGCUAUGGAGAGCUGGUCCUUGAAGGAACCUUUCGUCUGCAGCGAGCCAAAAACGAAAGAACUCUCUUCUUGUUUGACAAGCUUCUGCUCAUUACCAAGAAACGAGAAGAAACCUACACAUACAAGGCUCACAUACUGUGCUGCAACCUGAUGCUGGUGGAAGUUAUUCCUAAAGAACCACUGAGUUUCAGCGUGUUUCACUACAAGAAUCCCAAACUUCAGCACACGGUCCAGGCCAAAUCCCAGCAAGACAAGCGCAUGUGGAUCUUACACCUCAAAAGACUCAUACUUGAAAACCAUCCUGCCAAAAUCCCUGCCAAGGCUAAGCAAGCAAUUUUGGAGAUGGAUGCAAUGCAUCAUCCAGGGUUUCAUUACAGCCCUGAUGGAGACAAGAAGGAUUCCCAUCAGACCAAGGAGGGUCCUACCCCUCGUAGAGGACGCAGGAAAGAACCUCUAUCCAAAUUACUGAAGAAUGCCAGGCAAAAUGCUGCCAACACAGACGGUGAAAAGCGAACAAGUCUGGGUGCCACCCUGCUUUCCCCAGUGUCCCAGCUGGCCUUGGGCACUAUUGGUCGCAGCCGCAGCCUCAUCAACCAAUCACAGGAGUCCCUGGACCCCGGCGAUCACUAUGACCACAGUGACCGAGAAGAGGAGCCACAUCAGCAAGAUGCUGAUGAUGAAGAUGACAGCGGCCUGGGAGGUGGAAAGAGGCUGCGAGUCCCUGGCAAAAGCAGCAGGAAGAGGCUGAACCCUCAGGCAUCUGUCGAUAGUAUAGAACAGUGGAAAACCUUCAACAUGAGCCCUUCAGACCUACAGAGAGCCAGAGAAUGCCUAGUGAGGGAAGGAAGUCACCACCCACCACUACUCAGGACACCUAAUGUGAUGGAGGAACCUCCAGAGACCCCCAUUCCCUCUGUUAUAGUCACAGAGAGUGACCAUUCUGUGAGGAACAUCUGGGCAGACCACCGUGCUCGCAGGGCCAUGUUCCCCACCCGCCAGCGAACCAUGCAGCCUGAUGAUGAGGAUGAAGACAUCUACCAGAUGUUUGUCCCCACAGAGCCAAGCGGACCGGAACCAGAGGUGCCCUCGGAGAGGUCAGAGGCCACUUCAUCGCCCAAGACAGCUCGGCCCUGCAGCUGGCACGUGGAACAGGUGCCCACUGUGCAGAUUGACCCUCCACCAAAUGGGAGCAGAGUCCUGCGGAGGGCGAGCAGUGCGGGGGAAAAGGCUACGGAGGCUCAACAGAGUCCUGAUGAUGACCAGUCUGGUCACAGCAACUUGGAAGUGAUCCACACUGAAUCAUCCAGCAAUGACAUAUCUGGAUCAUCCUCAGCCGAGCAGCUGACGAUAGACGAUAUUGAAAAUGUGUAUGACAACAUCAGCUAUGAGGACCUGAAGAGCAUGGGCCUUGUCAGAAGAGACCUAGACGAAAGCCAGUCACAGAAAGAAACUUCUACAGAUGCACAGAGUUCCCAGGGCCAAGCAGCAAGGGUACUAAAUGCUCCAGAGGUUCCUGGGGUCACAGAGCCUAUGAUUGAACCUGAGAGUUCUUCGGAAAGCAACAGGUCCUCGACACAAGAGGGGAGGCCAUUUGGGACAUGUGACCUGAAGAUAGUUGAGGAAAACAUCUAUGACACCAUCUGUUUCAGGGAGCCACCAUCAACAGAGCUUAAAGGAACGAAUGAAGGCAACAAACAAAAACAAGAGAGGGACAGUCCGCUGGCCUCUGAACAAGACCUGACUGAAAGCCUUAGAGGGUUUGUAUCUGAGGAGAGCCUCCACUUUGGAGAGGAUGAAAGACCAGACACCAACCAGCCAGAUUUUUCCUCCUCCUCUGCCUCCGAGACUUUCUCUCAUCGCUCACAGAAAGGGGAUAAGAUGUCAGAGCAGGUUGAUGAGAUCUGGAACGACCUGGAAAACUACAUCAAGAGCAAUGAGAAGAAAGCUGAUAGACUCCCUGCUGCUUUCCCUGUUAGUGCCAGUGAGUCACCUAAGAAGGCUCCCUCAGUCAAAAACAGUCCUACAAAGAGCCCCAUUGUAACUACAAGUCCUCAAGCAGCCAGCCCUCCAACCAAGAGUCCCCCAACACAUCAGCCUAAACCCCCACCUGUCACCUCCACACCAUCAUUCACCAUCCCGGUCAUCAACCUCCCUGACAUUCAAAGUGAAGGCACCACUGCAGAAGAAAACCUUAGCCCUGUUCCUACAUCACGCCCCCUUCCGGUCACCCCAGAGCCCCUCCCAGGUACAGUGAAGAACAUUCGUAAAAGACUGGCUCGCCUCAGCAGUGGCAGCUUCCGCCUAGAAGACGACGACCUGGUGGAGCUUCCUCAACGAAACACACCUCCAAGGGACAAUUCCAUCAAGGACAUUCAUAGCUUGUUUCCAGGGGAGCUGGCAGGUCUGGACUCCCCCCUGGCCUCCUCCUCUCUCCUGCUGAGUGAAUCUGUGGACUUCCCCAUGGACCUGAUGGAUAAAUCAAAGAGCCGAGUGUUCCUGAUGGCACGGCAGUAUAGCCAGAAGAUCAAGAAAGCCAACCAGCUGCUCCGCAUGAGGAGCAUGGACCCUGGAGACACUUGUACUCGGGCCAGAGCGGAGAAGAAGCAGAAAGAUCUGGCAGCCAUCUUGGAAGAGAAGAAACAAGGGGGCGCAGCUAUAGGUGCAAGGAUAGCAGAGUACUCCCAACUCUAUGACCAGGUCAUGUUUAAGGAUCCUCCUGGUUCAGCUGCUACCCCACAUCACACCCAUCCAGGGCUGCCAUCUUCUCCAUCAAUGCCUGAGACCUCACUGGAGGAGGACUGGCUCCACUCCACUUACAGCAACGGAGAGCUGGCCAGCUUUGUCUCCUCAUCCAGCGAGGUGGAGGAUGCUCGAGGGUCUUCUAUCCCGCAUCGCAGGCUUACCUCCUCCUGCUCCAUCCCUUCUCUCCAGACCAUCCCUCCCUCUCCAACCAGCCCACCGUCCCAGAGGUGGAGCUCGUGCAUGUCGGCCCCAAGUGAAAAAGAAGAGCACGUGUACAGUUCCAUUAAGAGACAUCCUUCAUUUAACUCUCCGUCCUUGCCCUCCUCAAAGUCCUCCCCAUCCAGUCAGUGUCAGUCAGUCAGCUCUUUGGGCAGCCAGGUGCAGGAGAAGAACCAAUCUGGACUCAAAUGUAACGGACCCACUGUGGAUCGAUCCACAGACAGACUCCAUGGCCCCAGUCUGGGUCGUGCUGGUCGGCAGAGUAGCCUCCCAGAGCGUUCCACUCAGGGACAGUCAGACCUCACUUUACACGACGGUCAACAGGUGGUGGUCCUGAACCGGGCUUCAGCACUAAGCAUUCUCAACGCUACCCAGAACUACCUGGCUAAUUUUAAGGACAAUGGGGAAGAUGAUGAUGACUAUGUAGAGAUCCGCUCAGAGGACGAGUGCGAGCAGGAGCAGGACAGGUUGGCGCAGCGAAAUGACAGCUCGGCAGUCCUUUCCAAUCAGAGCCGGGGACUUGUCCACUCCCAGAGUCUGCCGUGCACACCGGUGCGCUCCUGCGACCCGCUGAGGUCUCUAGACCGUGAGCAGCUGGAAAAGUACCUGUGGAACGAGCCGCAGCAGAGCCAACCCAAAAUCGUCCAGUCUCUGAGGGAGAAGUUUCAGUGUCUGAGCUCCAGUAGCUUUGCCUGAGUCUAUACGACAACUACAAGCCAAAUAUAUAUAAACAUACAGCAUAUAGCAACAAAAGGGACACUGCUGCUUUGCCUUGAAUGCCCUACAUCAUUCAACAUCAUAGUUCACGAAUAAAAACAAACAUAACCCAUCUCUCAACAUAGAUCAGAAGCAAUUUCUUUGAUCGCAGAGAUAUUUGCAACAACUUAUGUGAACACCUAAACUCUCAGUUACAGGGCUUCAAUGUAAAAUACACAAUAGCUUACUGUUAAUAGUCAAAAUGCCACAUCAAAGCCUGCAUGUGAGCUGCCUUAGCACUUCCAGGUUCAAACUGUCUUCUCAUGUAUGUUUCAAAGAGAUCUGGUGGGGAAACGUUAGCAAUAAAGGCACACUGAAUGGGUUUUAAUGUUCAAAGGAGUUCAAAUUAUUUUAUUGCUUUACAUGUGAGCCUUGUAGGGAUAAUUGGAGUCGUAAGAAUUGAUUCUGCUGGAGAACUUGUGCCAAGAAACUGUUGUACAGAUACAGUAGUUCAGGAUAUCUGUUACCGACUGUAAGGAGAAGAAUCUCUUCUGUGCCCAACAUGUUAAACCGAAGUGCAAGCCUAAAAAAACUCUGAUGAUCUUUGGUGGAUCUUGACGCACCAUGUCAGGAGUACCUCUCCAAGCUCUUUCUUUUAAUUUGCUGUUAAGGUUAUUUUAACUGCAUUUUACAGCACUAGUUAAUCUUAACCUGUAUAGGAGUGAUGAACCACAGUGAUGGCUAGUGUUUUUAAUUGUGCUUACACUUUUAAACAGCUCUGAACAAGCAGCAGUUCAAGUUUGCAGUCGUCAGAUUUGCUACUCGGGCUAGAUUGUCACUUUUAACUGCUUAUUAGCGAUAAUUGUAACACAAGGAUGCAAUUGUAAAGAAAACAUGUCGGCUAUUACAAGAUCCAAUAGGUUAAGUAUAACUGGACUUAGACCUGUAAGUCUGUUUGAAGUUAUUGUAUUUCACUCUACCUACCACCUUUGUCAUCAAUAGGGUAUCGCGCUUUAAAAUCAAGAGAAGAUGCUGAUAUUUUAGAUAAUCUAUAAGAAACCGUAGGACUUCAUAUUUAUUUUGAAUCUGUGAGUAAAUCGGAGAUGUUUUUACGCAUUAUGGUCUGGGAGCAUCCAUCAUGUAGAGUGAAAUGUGCAUCUAAAUAAGUAAAUUAUGUUUGUUUGUUUUUUUUUUUUUAAAUCACACUAAUUUUAACGUUUUUUUUUUAAGAGGGACCACAAAGGAGAGCAUUAAGGAGAGAUAGUUAAAAGACUACAGUACUGUACUUGGUGUAUAUUUUACUGUUUGUUUACGUUAUGGGACACUGUCACACUACUGAUAUUGCAUCCACAGUCACAGAAAGAAAGCCACAGUCAGAUAGGUGUCACUCACUUUGAUUAAAGUUCAUACAACUCCCCCCUUGAAACCUACCCAACAUUCACCACACACUUGUUGAAACUAUCCUGAAAAUAAUCACUAAAUGUGUUCUAUUUAUUUGAAAGCAUCAUUGUUAUUUUGACCCACAUCACUAUUACUCCAAGUCACAGACAAGUUGUAAAAUAAAGUCAAUUGUAUUUAUUAAAAGAUGGUUUUACUCAGAUUUAGGGAAGCAGACAAAAUUUGAAUCAAAUACUGUGAAUAUUUUCAUAAGUGGGUUUUCUAUCACGCACUGCUUAAUACAAGUUCCAGAUCACAAUAACACGUGAAAAGUUGAAAAGCACAAUAUCACGGCCUACUGUUAAUAUCAGGAGAUGUGCGUCAAAAACAAGUUAGGAAUAUGAAGUAUUGUUUUUCAUUGUACAUUUUUGUCCUUUGUUUCACUGGUGGGGAUCGUCAGUCUUCAUUGACUCUGUUUUGCACUUUUCUGUCUUUUUUACAUUUUAUUUGUAAACACUUUGUAAAGAUGUACAUUUUAGGAAAGUUAUUCUUGUAUGCCAUAGUUAUGCUUUAUAAUGCUUUAAUGUUUAAGUUAAGUGUACUGUAUUUUUUUAACUGCCUAGUUGUCAUUGCUCAACAAAACAAUGUAUUGGAGGUAAUAAAUUCAGAUUAAACUCA
This is a messenger RNA of Morone saxatilis (striped sea-bass), 7243 nucleotides long. RefSeq names its product pleckstrin homology domain-containing family G member 1. Lineage: Eukaryota; Metazoa; Chordata; Actinopteri; Moronidae. The record is from RefSeq and is a predicted model, not a curated record. Gene Ontology annotation, molecular function: guanyl-nucleotide exchange factor activity. Gene Ontology annotation, biological process: intracellular signal transduction.